AUGGUAACAGACUCAAUGGGGACUCUAGACCUGGACCUGCGGGUCCUGUGUAACAGAGUGAAGGUCCUGGAGCAGAAUGAGGUUUCAGCCGUCCAGUCUGACAGCUACCUGAGGAACAGGAUCAGAGGGUUAGAGAGGUCAGAGAGGAGGCUGCUGCUACAGCUCGAUCAGCUAGCCUCUGCCUCCCACCUCCCCAGCAUGCAACACUCCCAGAGGCUGGACCAGAGACUCAACAUGCUCAGGGAGGAGGUCAGGACCAUGACCCAGGAGAAGGAGCGAGGAGAGCGGGUUUGGAGGGAUCGACUACAGCGCUGUCAGAGGCAGCUGAAGGCCAAAGAGGAGGAGAUGAGUCGUCAGUCCCAGUACUUCGAGAACUUUAAAACCCAGCUCCAGCACAAGCUCAGCCUGGCCCGGGACAGAGAGCAGAGCCUACAGAACCGGAUCUACGCUUUAGAAAAGCAGCUACUGGACAUGACUGUGAGUGCCGCCACUGGCAUGACAACGAUCAGUGCAGUCAGAAUUACUGCCGGGACUGUCACACACUGGGAAGAACAAGAGAGGCUACCUUUCAUGAGAGGAGAGGGUGAAGGAGAAGAGGAGAGAAAGGAGGAGAGGAGGAAGCAGUGGCAGCCAAGUGUGGGAAUUGAGAGAGGAGGAGCACGAGAGAGUGAUGAGGGAAAGACAGCGAAAGAGAUACAAGGGAAAAGAGUCAAAGACACACAACAGAACUCAAAUGAAGCCGGGCUGCAAGGCUUCAUCCUGAGCCUGCAGGAGGAUCUCAGGGUGCUGCUGGAGAGAGAGGAGGGUGGCAUGACCGAGCGGAGGGGACUGUUGGAGCAGCUCCAGGAGGCUCAGGAGAACAGCCACUUCCUGGGCUGCAAGGUGGAGGAGAUGAAGGCAGAGGUGCACCAACUGAAGCUCUCUGAAAACUCCUUGAUGGAGGAGGUUGAAGAACUGAGAGAGGAGAACAACAGGCUCCAGCAGAUCCAUACGGAUGCAGCUAACCAAACAUCCAGUCAGUCAUCCACAAUCCCAUCUGCGGGUCUUGGGACCAGCUCGCCCAACUGCAGUCCUGCUGUUAGUUCUGUGUCCUCCAACACUCUCUCACAUACCACGGCCAAGGGAGAGGUCCAUCUAACCUCGGAUGAGGGAAUAGGCCAGCCUCAUUCAUCUGCAGUUCCACCUGUUCACCACUGGGCUUCAGCAGAGAGAACACAAAACAAACACAGCCUCCGGUCCCUUUCCGUGACUGCAGAGACACUAGAUGAAUUUAAACUGGAGACUUGGGGCUCUAGAGGGAUCCUAAAUCUGGAGAAAAUCCACAGUGAGGAAUCUGAAGCCCUGAGGGAAGCCUACAGGAGCCUGGGGUUGGGGGAGGAUCUUGAGGCACUUCGAGAACAACGUGACCGCCUGGAGGUUGCCCUGCAGCACACGCAGGAACAGCUGCAGGUGAUGGCUCAAGAGAAUACUCAACUGAAAUUACAACUCAGGAAAGAGGCAGAGGAGCAAGAAGCACAGGCAGAGCAGGAGUCUUCAAGAAAAAGGAUUCACACAUUACCCACCAGUGAUGUAGCUGAAGAUAACAACAUUCUUGCCCUGGACCAGGAUGAUCUCGUCCAGGCCCUGAAUCAUGAGAACCGGGCCUUGGCAGACCGGAUCCAGGAACUUCUGGCUCACAUUGAGCUCAGAGACGAGGAAAUCAAGAGGGAGGAAACACAGCUGAGGGAGCAUAUCUCCAAGCUAGAGGUGGACGGAGUCAGACUGGAGCAGGAGAAGCAGGAACAAGGGUGUUUGAUUACAGAACUCACUAAGAAGACUGAGGAUGAUCUCAAUACCAUAAUGGAUCUGCAGCAACGGUUAGUGGAGAGUGAGGAGCUUAUUGCAGAAUCACCGGUUGUUGAGGAACUGUGUGGAUCUCAGUUGCAAAGAGAAUGCACAGCUGUAAUAUCAGGUCAUUUUCAACAGAACAACCUGGAAGAAUGUGUGGACAGUUUAGUAGAAAGUUACAGCUUUAGCACCUGGUUCUCAACAUGAUAAUCACUAUGAUUUGUUGCAGGAUAGCCUACAAAGCAAUGUUAGUUCACUGACUGAUCAAGUGGGCCAGCUGACCAAGUCAGUCCAGAGCCUCAAAACAGAACAAGAGGAACUGUCAGGCUGCAUAAAUUCUCUCAGAGAGCAGCAGAGAGAAGUGACUCUGUCAGUUCAAACACAGACAGAAGUGAAGCAGCAGUUAACUCGGACAGUUUGGGGACUGAAGGAGGAGAAAGACCGCAUCUCUCAAUCUCUGGCUGGUCUCAAACAAGAGAGAGAGCAGCUAACCAGGGCAGUCUGUGGGCUAAAAGAUGAGAGAGACCAGUUUAUAAGGUCUAUGAGUGGCCUAAAAGAGGAGAAAGAGCAGCUAACUAAGUCUGUAUCUGGUCUCAAAAGAGAAAAUGAGAAACUGUCAGAAUCUCUCUCAAGUGGAAAAGAAGAGGGAGAUCAAAUCAUGCAGUCACUAGAAAGUUUACAGACAGAGAAUGACCAGUUAAGCCAGGCAGUGCUCGGUUUGAAACAGGAGAGAAACAAACUAACCAAUUCCCUUAAGUGUCUGAAGCAACAGAGAGACAAGGAACAAUCAUCUUACACUUCACAAGAAGACUGUGACAAGUUGAUAAAAUCAGUUAGCAGUUUGAAAGAAGAAAAAGAAAGAAUUGAACUCUCAAUCAGUUGUUUGAAACAGGAAGAAGAGCAGAUACAUCUAUUACUCCAGGGCCUAAGAGAGGAAGGAAACAGACACAAAGCUGGUCUGUCCGGCCAAACACAAACAGAGGGCAGGAAUCAUAAACUGCCUAUGCUGAAUCUGAACAGUGCCAUUAUUGGGACGGGAGGAUGUGCUACACAAAGAUGUCAGACUAGUGACCACAGAGGAAACUCUGUACAGGAGCAAAGUGAUCUGAUGAGGGAGAUUGAAGCCUUGGGAGCAGAACUAAAGAGGUCAAAAGGCGAACUGGACAAGAGCCAUGUAGAUACGGAGAGGUUGCACAGUGAAUUGUGUCAGUCAGAAACCAGGAGGGAGGAGGCAGAGAGAAAGGCAGCCCAAGCAUCUGACAAGGUGACGAGGCUGACAUUUGUAGCUAAUCAGAUUGAAGAAACCAGACAGGAAAAUGAGAGCCUCAUAACCCAGGUGAAGGAGCUCCAGAGAAAAUUUACAGACUUGGUCAGGGAGAAGACUGAUGCUCUGUCACUAAAGGCACAAAUAGAGGAGCAAUACAACGUCCUUACAGCUCAGCUCAAAGCUAAGACGGUGGCUCUAGAGGAGCUAAACUCAGAGUAUAUCGCUCUGAAACAAGGGCAGGGAAGCAAGGAUGAUCUGAGCACUGUUCUCGUCUCACUCAGGACACGUUACAACGACAUCAGAGCUAAGUAUGAUGCACUCCUGAGAAAGAGGAGCCAGAACGAUCUGGAUAUAGCUCCUUUAAAGGCCAAGCUGUCUUGCCUGGUGGUCAAGUGUCAGGAGAGGAACAACUUGUUGGUUCAGAUGAUGAAGGCCAUGCACAGACAAGGCAAUUUGGACUCCAUACUCACACAGCAGGUUGAGCAGCUGCUCAGUGACACUGCUCUGCAGGACUACACUGCAGCAUUCACACCAGGGAGCAACGUAAAGACCCGGGAUAACAGUACUGGCGUCACACCAGGAUUUAUUUCAGCAUUUCAGCACUACUCUAGUGGACUCACUCCCGAUCGGACCUGCUCUACUAUACCCUCACUUGUAAAUCAGCAAUGCCAAAAUGGAUUUGCAUCUGAAUCUGGAGUGAAAUUUAGAGAGCUAAAAAGAGAAAAACAUACAUCUUUAGUCACCAUGGACUCCACAAAAAAUUGUGAAGACUGCAGCAGUGAAGUCACAUCUUCAUCAGCAGAAACACUAAAUAAAAAUGCCAACUCACCUGUGCCACCCUCACCAGUGCAAGUGUGUGCCAGUGUCCAAGCGGCACCAUCAUGUGUGGUUUCAGCACUGAAAGAGGGCUUGAUCACCAAUACAGCACAGCUGUCUCACUCUGCCACUGGACCUGAGAAAUUUGGAUUUCAUCAUCCAGACAUGAAAGGGAAGUCUUCCCCAGAUCUGACCAGUUUGGCUGGAUCCUCACUGAGUCUGACUCCUCCCUCCUCCAGCACACGUGUCGGUGCGAGCAGGAGACUGAGUAGUCCUGAGAAGAUCAUCAGCCUACAUGAGCAACUGCAGAAGACUCUAAUGAGCAGUUUUCAGGCUCCAGUGAGCAGAGGAAGAAGACAGCAGCCCAGGAAAAGUCUAUCUUUUUCAGCUCCUGCAGACCUAGGACCAGCCUCUCAGAAAAAUAAGCAGAGCCUCAGUUUUAAUAUACCACUUACAGACUCUCUCCCAGUCACCACUGCUUCGAGCCCAGCUAAGCACGCUCCAGCUGUGACAACCACACCUGUUUCCACUAAUAAGUCAGCAACACUUUUUAAUGCAGUCGCCUCUAGAUCUGCUAAUAUUACAUUCAGUCCCAUGUUUACUAACCAUCACUGUAAAGCAGACCUGUCUAAAACUACAAAUUCUGCUCUUUCUAGCUCAAGCAAAGCCAAAUACACCUCCAGCUGUGGCACUAAUAUAGCAAUAUCCCCAAAACUAACAAAGAAAGUCAUCACCGCUAUCCCUGACAUAUCUGAUGCUAAACAUACAGCUCCCACUCCUUUAAUUCUGAGGACCACUACCUUUGUCCCUGAUGUCUUAAUAUGUUCAGACACCAAUCCAAAAAUCACUGCCUCAGACACUGCCCCUAGCAUAACAACUGCCCCCGAGGCUAAUCAUUUUAACAUGCCUUCUAAAACCGAUGGUGCUGCCCCUGCAUAUGACGGGCCUGUAAUUGCUGCCUCCUGCACUCCAUCUGCUCAUUGCUCUCCUGAAAGAUCCAACAAGUCUGCCAGAAAGUCCACCACUGCUCUAGAAAAGACAGCAAGACCCAAACCAGGAGCUCCAGCUGAGGUUCGCUCCGUUGAGGUCGUCAAAACAGUGGGCCAGAGCAGCCUCAUGAUUGGCUGGGAGAGGCCGCCGCUUGACGAGCUGGGCUGCAGUAACGGCACAUUUGUGUACGGAUACAGGGUGUUUGUAGAUGGGGACUUCCACAAAUCUGUCAUGAGCUCAGCGUGCACCAAGUGUAUUCUGGAGAAUGUCGACCUGAGUGGCCCAGUCCACAUCAGUGUCCAAACACUGGGCUCUAAUGGUCUCAGUUCCAACAGUGCCCACACUAUGUACAGGACUUCAGUGAGAACAGAACACCACUGACUCACAGUGUCCUGACUACAGCAACCAUAAUAGGGGCAUACAAGUAAGUAGUAAUUUUAGACACUUUUUUCCUACAUGUUUAAUUCAAAUUUAUAGGUGUUUUAUUAUUUUGUCAGUGGCUCUGUAGGAUUACAGCAACUUCUUGACGAAAACCUUCUCAGCCAGUGGUUUGAAUGGUAAGUUGUACGCAAAAAGUAUGGCUGAAUAUUUUUGUUUUGUUGCAUACAUUUUAUUAUGUAUGUGAAACGGUUUGUCUUGUGAUUACAAAUUAAAAUUAAAAUAUGACAUUAAAGUGAUAUAGAAUAUAGUCUAAUAUAUAUUUUAAAAAAACUAAAAGAUACCUUUUCAAACCAACAUUUGUGAUGAUCUAUUUUCCUCUUUCUCUUCUCUGUCCUGUGUGUCCUGUCUGUCCUGUGUAUGUGUGUGUCUGCCCUUCAGUGCACAGCCAUCUAUAGCCGCAGCCCUCUGAGGGACUGUGCUAACCUCCACCUCAGCGGACAGCGAGGGCGAUACCGUCACACUGCUGGGAUACCCUCAGGCUCAGGUCAACCAAUCAGAAAAACUCAUCUUAUGUUGUCACUAUGAACACCUAUGCCUAUGAACACGUAGUGACCUGUGGCCGGCCAAUAAACCUCAAAACGAUUAACUGAAGAUGUCAAACACAACCCCAUAAGAUUCCUGAGAGUUAAUCUGCACGUAAAAGCAGGUGAAGAUUGAUCCGAAGAACUUCCUGUUUUAGAGUCCUGAACACUGGAUUCACCUCUCGAAUGGAUAUGACAUUGUGAGUGUCUGCCAGGUGAAAGGCCAGCGUGGCUGCCAAUCAAACAAAUCCUGACAAACUGAUUUUAAAAAAAGUGUUACUUCUCUAUGAACUAGAUGAAGCCAAAAUCAAUCACAGUGUCACUGUUGGAGGGACGUUUGCAUCUGGUGCAUAUUUUAACACUGUGUUUAACACUGAGAGAUCACAUGUCAUAUGGCUUCAUCUGCCUCUCUGGACUCUGUGACAUUAACAGCUGACUGGGACAUUCACUGUAUGAAAAGCCUUUUUUUUUUCUUUUCAAAGCAACACACACUGUAUAAUGUGCCGACGCAACAUUGUACCCUGUGGUUAUCUUACUUGAUUUUUACACAUGAAGCCAAAUAUGAAAAAAAGAUGAUUCACUCCAAAGACUUAUCUGUUUUUUGCUCCUCACAGGUCUACGGGGUUAUUUAAACACAGAAGCCAGGUGUUAUUUUAAGUUCUGAAAUUUGCACACAGUCAUUAUUGAUAUCUAGAAGAUGAAAUUAAAAAAAGAAAUUAUUACUGAUAUUUUUUUGUAGAGAAUAUUAUAAAAAAUAUGCCAAUGUAUCACAUAUUUUACGUUUUUGUAUGAGUGACACUUUCUUUUUCAUACCUAAUAGAUGUUAUGUUUGCACGCUCAUAUUGUUUUUUUUGUUUUAUACAAUGUUCACAACACACACUAUGAUGUUCUUUUGCUACUUUCUGUAUGUACGGAUGUGGAGUGAUCAUGGUGCAGCAAAGGUAUUUUUCUAUUAGUAAUUGAAAACAUUGAUUUCACAUUGAUUCCUUAACACUAUACAGAGAAUAAAUGUUUAUAUAAUAUUAACUGUCAUUGCAGUGUAUGUGUGUGUGUAUGUGAGCCUAGGUUAAAAAAAAAACACUUUUGGUUUACAACUUAUGGUUGAAAUUGAUCCAGAGUUUCAGCAACAUG
Morone saxatilis (striped sea-bass) is the source of this 6993-nucleotide messenger RNA. Its product is annotated as trichohyalin-like. The record is from RefSeq and is a predicted model, not a curated record. Gene Ontology annotation, molecular function: protein binding. NCBI's taxonomy places the organism in Eukaryota, Metazoa, Chordata, Actinopteri, Moronidae.